AUGAACUCGCUGGGGAUCGAGUACGGAGCGUCUUCGUCGGACGAGGAGGUCAUGACCUCGCCACUGGUGUCCCAUACUAAGCCGACGGUCGCUCCUUCUCCUGCUGCACAAACAGCUGAGGGCUCAGCUUUUCUAGUCCCUGACAAAACGGAUGGAACUUGUGUAGUCCAGCCAAGCGACAAUACCACCAAGCAAGAGUUGGAAUCCACCACUAUGACCGCUGAAGGGACAGGUGGUACUCUAACCGACAACGAUCUAGAGGAGAUGCUUUUGCAAGCCGGUAUACCAGCGGCAGCGGAUCCUUUGGCUGCUGAUAAUGCGACGCAGCAGCGCAUUGAGCGGUUCUUGCGCGUUCAACGCGAACGUGGUCAAGACUUUCAGACGACGCUACAGGAGAAGAAAGAGGUGCGCAACCCGUACAUCCUCGAGAAGGUGGUCGAGUAUUUUGGCAUCAACGAGCUGCAUUCCAAUUUUGCAAAAGACCAGUUUGACCCGUUCGGUCUUCCCUUGCACGAGUAUGCUGACGUGUUGGCUGUGGAGCAGAAAAAACGCAUGGACGCCCGAGCGCAGCGGCAAGUCUAG
This is a messenger RNA of Hyaloperonospora brassicae, 582 nucleotides long. Lineage: Eukaryota; Oomycota; Peronosporomycetes; Peronosporales; Peronosporaceae. The record is from the annotation of a GenBank genome assembly.